GUGCAGUGGUGUUGUUUGUGGCCUUGAUAUCGUGCUGUACCAUCAUCGUCGACGAGCAACUGCCAGACGCAGUAGCGAACUCCGCAACCUCACCGAUGGCGGCAUAAUGCGGCAGGUAUCGGUCGAUCGAUGGCUGGACGAGCAGACACACGCGAGCUGCGAGGAUCGGUUAUACGCUCAGGAAUCCUGUCCCAUCUGUCUGUCAACCCUAGCAGCGUCCCAAGAUACCCUUCCUUUUCCCGAGCCGGCCUGGGUCGCACCAUCACCCCAUGACGAGCCCAGCCUGCAUGAUACGAUGGAGGCCGAUCGAAUGUCUGGGAGGAGAAACAUCCUGGUCCUCAACCGUUGCCACCAUGUCUUCCAUGCGUCCUGUCUCGCAUCAUGGUUCGAAUACCAUCAGUAUAAAUGCCCAAUUUGUCAGACAUCAUAUUUCAGCGAAUAGCCCGCUACAACAUUGCAGAUAGUCAGUGACCGCAAUGGAAAGUCUUUGUUCCCGCGUAUAUCUUUUGCCAAGACUAGUACUAUGGUUGGCAAACUCUAAGUCCGUUCAAGUCCAUUUGACUCGUUCGAACAGGGUCGUCACCAUGACCACGAUGUCACCUUCAGAACCAAGCAUAAUCGUUGUGCAUGGCAGGCCCUAAAUAAGU
Molecule: messenger RNA, 647 nt
Organism: Aspergillus piperis CBS 112811
Lineage: Eukaryota; Fungi; Ascomycota; Eurotiomycetes; Eurotiales; Aspergillaceae
Exons: 3
Coding region: 107-442 (111 amino acids)
Source: RefSeq, a predicted model, not a curated record